UUAUUUAUUCCCAAAGCCCCUCUCUAUUAUAUACUAGUAUGAACUAAUCAAUGAAAUUAUUAUCAACACUAUUCUUUAUCUUAAUUACCCAAAUUAAUUCUCUCUCUCCUCUCAUCUUUCUAUCAUUCCACUUGUUCUAUUUUGUCUUUACUUAAAAAAAAAUUCCCUCUCUCGCUGGCAAAAACUCACCGGCGGCGGUUGUUGUAUUAAUAUUGAAUCACAGAGGCGGUGGUGGCGGCUUUGAUGGCGGCCUAAGCAUUCAUGUGAUUCACGAGAGUGAGUGAGGACGGUGUGGGACAUCCUUGGGGAGAGAAUGGACGGCGUGGAUCGCGCGGCGAGGAGGCCCAGUUUGAAGGAACGGCUCGGAUUGAAGGGGCUGGGCUGCUGUGGGCCGAGUUGGGGCCUUGGGCCCACUUCCAUGAGCGUGAUUGGUGAUGAUGACGUGGAUGGUGAGGGUGUAGGUGGACGUGAAUUAUCACCUGAUCCGGUGCCGGUUUUGGCGCCGUGCGUGCCGCAGUCGCCGGGGAUGAACCUGGCGGCGGCGCUGGCGGCGGAGAGGCAGAUCAGGGCGGCGCUGGAUUUGGCGGGAACGCCAUCGAGGGUGUCGUUGAUGACGCUGCUGGAGGAAACGGACGGCUGCGAUGGGGAGGUGAGGAGGAGGGAGGAGGGGGAGGGGGAUUCGGUGUGCUGCGUGUGCAUGGGAAGGAGGAAGGGAGCGGCGUUCAUUCCAUGUGGGCAUACUUUUUGUAGGGUGUGUUCCAGGGAGCUGUGGUUGAACCGAGGCUCCUGUCCCCUCUGCAACCGCUUCAUUCACGAGAUUCUCGACAUUUACUGAUUCAUAGGUCGGGGGUUCGACUCAUUAUUCAUGUAAAAAUACAUUCAUCAGCGAUAUAUUUGAUGUCAUCGUCUACUCA
Molecule: messenger RNA, 914 nt
Organism: Salvia hispanica
Lineage: Eukaryota; Viridiplantae; Streptophyta; Magnoliopsida; Lamiales; Lamiaceae
Source: RefSeq, a predicted model, not a curated record